This is a messenger RNA of Purpureocillium lilacinum, 1440 nucleotides long. RefSeq lists its product as uncharacterized. Gene Ontology annotation, cellular component: ribonucleoprotein complex; nuclear outer membrane-endoplasmic reticulum membrane network; endoplasmic reticulum. The record is from RefSeq and is a predicted model, not a curated record. Gene Ontology annotation, biological process: intracellular mRNA localization. Lineage: Eukaryota; Fungi; Ascomycota; Sordariomycetes; Hypocreales; Ophiocordycipitaceae. Gene Ontology annotation, molecular function: mRNA binding.
AUGGCCGAGACCGCUCCCGCCCCCCAGGCCCCUGCGGCCGAGUCGACUCAGACCACCCGCCCGACUCGCCCCGACGAGAAUGCCUUUAAGGAGGCUCUCGCCAAGGCUGAGAAGGCGCACAAGGCGUCCAUGGACAAGCUGAACGCCGUCAAGGCCAAGAUCGAGAUCGCCAUGCCGAACAAGAACAAGGACCAGCCCAGCCCGACCCAGAAGCGCCGCCAGGAGCUCAUCGCCCAGGCCAACGAGAUCCGCCAGAAGCAGGCUGGCGGCAAGAAUGCCCGCACCUCCAAGCUCGACCAGAUCAAGCGUCUCGACGAGCAGGUCCGCAGCCGCAUCGCCGAGCAGAAGAACGCCAAGGCCAAGGUCCCCUACAAGAGCGCCGAGGACAUUGACCGCCAGAUCGCCACCCUCGACGCCCAGGUCAACUCGGGCACCAUGAAGCUCGUCGACGAGAAGAAGGCCCUGUCCGACAUCUCGAGCCUCCGCAAGAUGCGCAAGAACUUUGGCCAGUUUGACGACUCCCAGAAGCAGAUUGACGACCUGCGCAGCAAGAUCAAGGAGAUCAAGGACAGCAUGGACGACCCGGAGCAGAAGGCCAUGUCCGAGCAGUACUCCAAGAUCCAGGCCGAGCUGGACACCAUCAAGGCCGAGCAGGACGAGGCCUACAAGGGCAUCAACAGCCUGCGCGACGAGCGCUCCAAGCUGCAGUCUGAGCAGCAGGAGAAGUACACCGCCAUCAAGAAGCUCAAGGACGACUACUACGGCCAGAAGAAGGCCUACCAGGCCUACGAGCGCGCGGCUCGCGAGAAGCAGCGCGAGCGCCGCGACGCCGAGCACAAGCAGUACCUGCUCGAGAAGAAGAAGGCCAACGCCGAGCGCGUCCUUGCCGAGGCCAGCGACCCGGCCUACCUCGAGGAGAUCCGCCGCGCCAACUCCCUCCUGCAGUUCCUCGACCCCACCCACAAGACGGAGAAGGGCCCCCUCAUGGCCUCCAGCGGCCUCAGCGCCCAGGCCCAGCGAACCGUUGACGACGCCGGCCUCAAGGGCACCAAGCUCCUCCGCAAGGAGGACCGCGAGGACGAGUACCUGCCCGCCGUGAAGAAGGGCAAGAAGGGCAAGAAGGGUGGCGCCAGCGCCGCCGCCGCGGCCAAGAACUACAACUGCCCUCCCUCCGUCGUCGAGGACUGCGCUUUCAUCGGCGUUGACCCGCCCAUGAGCAGCGAGGACGUUCCUGCGGUCAUCGAGAAGGUUAAGGCGAAGCUCGACCACUGGAAGAACGACCAGGAGGCUCAGACUCAGCGCAACAUUGAGAAGGCCAAGAAGGAGCUUGACCGCCUUGAGAAGGACGAGGCCAACGGCGUCAACGGCGGCGACAAGGUCGAGGAGGUCACUGCCGCCGUCAAGGACACCUCCAUCGAGGAGAAGAAGGAGGAGGCUUAA